UAAACAAUGCAAAAGUGAUUUAUAAAAGUGUUAUGUUUAUCUUUAGUUAAGUUUCCUUGUACAUUUAGCUCGUUUAGUAUAAGAAUUUAUGUAUUAUUACUAAUGUAUGUAUUAAAAACUAGUAUAAAGAAGCACGUUUUCGUUAUGUCAUUUGUAUAAAGCAGAAGUGAGACCCCAAAAUUUUGUCCUAUAACUCUUUACAGUUACGAAAUACAGUCAUAAUAGAUCAUAAAGAUAAUAAGCUUAUACGAAAAAUUUAUAAGCGGGGAUAGCGGUAUAAAAGCAUCUCAUUCGGUGAGUUUACUUCAGUCUAAUUUUUGAUUUCGAAUUAUAACUGUUUUGAGCAAAAGAACCAAAGUAGUCAAGAUGAAAUUCGUCUACAGUAUCGCUGUAUUGGCUAUCUGCGCUAUUAGCGCAUCGGAAGCCUUUGAAGCCAGAGGACCAUGCGAUCCAAACGAAACGUCUGAUCAGUGUGAGCAGAGAUACGCUAAGCAAUACGAAGGCACGUGUACCCGCAUUUUCGCAGGAGGAGAUGAAGUUACGAUUCAAGGAUGUGGUAGUGUUCGAUGUGGUGAAAAUUUGAGGAAAACACCGGUGGACCUAAGCAAACCUUAUCCAGAUUGCUGCUCAAACUGCGAAAUCAUCGAUCACAACUUGCCUGCAUCAAUAAGCGCAGUUGCCCGUUAAAUUCAUUUAUUAUUGUUUGAGAAUAAAAAAUUUUGAAUAAAUUGUUUGAAUAUUUAAA
This is a messenger RNA of Trichogramma pretiosum, 745 nucleotides long. RefSeq lists its product as uncharacterized. NCBI's taxonomy places the organism in Eukaryota, Metazoa, Arthropoda, Insecta, Hymenoptera, Trichogrammatidae. The transcript is spliced from 3 exons. Bases 367 to 687 code for a protein of 106 amino acids. The record is from RefSeq and is a predicted model, not a curated record.